AUGGAAAAAUAUUUGAAACGAAAAGCUUCAUCAUCAACCGGUAAUAAUGAUGCAUCCAACAAUGUGAUUGAUGUUAACGAUCUUCCUUGGGAUCCAUCAGAGAGACCCAAAAUUAUAACUUAUAACCCAAAUCAAAGAGACGAAAUUAGACGAAAAUACUUGGUAAGGGGUCCUUGUCAACCACGAGGUCACAUCUUUCCAACCAAAGUUAUAGAGGAUAAAGGAAGACGAGACCAAGGUGGGAAUCAUGGGAUAUAUGCAUUUGUGGCGGAGGGAUUUAAUAGUUGGAGUAAAAAAAAUAGACUUACACUUCAUGAGGGUGAGGUUAAUAGUUUUCACCAUAAAACACUUAAAAAAUUUAAAGAUUUGGUUAACCAAAACCAAUCAAUUGUUGUUGCUUUUCGUAAACAAACAGAACUCAUGAAGACCGAGUACCACAUGCGAUUGAAUGCUUCCGUUGAAGUUUGUAGAUAUUUGUUGGAGAAUGCUUUACCAUUUCGUGGCAACGAUGAGUCGGAAAAGUCUAUGUACAAAGGGCUUUUCUUGGGGACUUUAAAGUUAAUCAGAAGAACAAAUGGGGAGAUUGAAAAGGUUAUAUUACAAAAUGCACCAAAGAACAAUCAAUUGACAUCUCCAAAGAAUCAAAAAGAUCUUGUUACUUGCUUUGGAGAAGAGGUGUUGAAAGGCGUUAUUAGGGAAAUUGGUGAUGAUGUAUUUGCUUUGUUGGUGGAUGAGUCUAGUGAUGUCUCUAGAAAAGAACAAAUAGCUGUGGUUUUGAGGUUUGUUGACAAAGUCGGAGUUGUUCAAGAAAGAUUUGUCGGCAUUGUUCAUGUCAUGGAUACAUCUGCUGUAAGUCUUAAAUCUGUCUUGGAUGGUUUAUUUGCAAAACAUGGAUUGAGUUUCACAAAGGUAAGAGGACAAGGUUAUGAUGGUGCUAGCAACAUGAGUGGUAAGUUCAAUGGGUUGAAAGCUUUGAUUUUGAGUGAUAAUGACUCGUUGCAAAAAAAACACGAAGGUAUUAAGGACUUCUUUGAUUUGCUUGCGUUGGUUGUUACUGUUGUAAAAUCUUCUUGCAAACGAAAAGAUAUGCUACGAGAAAGUCACAAAGAGAGAAUUCAAGAAGAAAUUGGAAAUAACGAAAUAGAGACUGGUAAGAGGUUAAACCAAGAGAUUUCCUUUGUCCGAGCUGGAGAUACACGAUGGAAUUCUCAUCUUAAAACAAUCGUGAGUUUGAUUGUUUUGUUUCCAGAGGUUAUACAGGUGCUUGAAUAUGUCGAAGAUGAUGGUGAUAAUGGAGCUAUUCGGCUUCAAACAAGAGGUCUUUUAUCAUACUUAAAGGCAUUUGAAUUUGUGUUUUACAUGCACUUGAUAUCAACGAUCUUGGGAUUAACAAAUUCAUUGUCUCAAGCUCUUCAAAGGAAAGAUGAAGACAUCUUGGAAGCUAUUGAUUUGAUAGGAACAACCAAAGGUCAAUURCAAAUGUUGAGGGAAAAUGGGUUUGAUCAAGUUUUGGAGAAAUGCUACUCUUUUUGUGAUAAACAUAAGAUCGUGAAGUUGGAUAUGACUGAAGCUUAUGUUAAUACAAGAAAUUCAAGGAAAAGGAUGAACAUUACCAAUCAACAUUAUUAUAACUAUAAUAUAUUCAACACUGUUUUGGAUAUGCAGAUCUGA
Molecule: messenger RNA, 1671 nt
Organism: Cynara cardunculus var. scolymus (artichoke)
Lineage: Eukaryota; Viridiplantae; Streptophyta; Magnoliopsida; Asterales; Asteraceae
Product: zinc finger MYM-type protein 1-like
Exons: 4
Coding region: 1-1671 (556 amino acids)
Source: RefSeq, a predicted model, not a curated record